Messenger RNA from Alligator sinensis (Chinese alligator), 2793 nucleotides. RefSeq names its product protocadherin beta-16-like. Lineage: Eukaryota; Metazoa; Chordata; Crocodylia; Alligatoridae. Gene Ontology annotation, biological process: homophilic cell-cell adhesion. Gene Ontology annotation, molecular function: calcium ion binding. Gene Ontology annotation, cellular component: plasma membrane. The record is from RefSeq and is a predicted model, not a curated record. Bases 190 to 2793 code for a protein of 867 amino acids. The transcript is spliced from 3 exons.
CACUGUCACUAGGAACCGGGAGCAGGAGAGCGGCUGUCUCGUCUCUUGUCUUUGAGAAUAUCACAGGAGACAUCGGCACAACUCACCCUGUCGCAUCUCAAGCGAACCCUUAGCAGAUCGCGCUGGUCGGAUGAAUCGGGACUAGCGAUAUUUCUUCCGGAUCGACCCGUGCCGCCUCCUGCAGACACAAUGGCGGACACCGAGAGCAGAACAAAGCGGAGCAGGCAAGCCGCGUCUGUCCUUCUGCUCCUGUGCGUGGGGGCGAUCGGCUCGGAGACGGUGCGGUACUCGGUGCCGGAGGAAAUGGAGAGCGGGUCCUUCGUGGCUAAUGUGGCAAAGGAUGUGGGGCUGGAGCCCAGGAGCCUGUCUGCUCGCAGGGCCCGCCUGGUGUCGGACGCCGCGAGCCGGCAUUUCCAGCUGAAUGGCAAGACUGGGGACUUGCUUAUCAAAGAGAAACUGGACCGCGAGGAGCUGUGCGGGCAGACGGAGCCCUGCCUUGUUCGCUUUGAGCUAGUCCUGGAGAAUCCCUUGCAGUCGUACCGGGCCGAGGUGCGGGUUACUGACAUAAACGAUCACUUUCCGUUUUUUUCCAGAGCAGAAUUCGUCUUUAAAAUGCUCGAAACGACCCCUGCUGGGUCACGGUUUCCCCUGGAGAGCGCUCAGGAUUUGGAUGUGGGAAACAACACCCUUCAAAGCUACAGCCUUAACUCCAAUGGGCAUUUCCAUGUGCAUAUGGAGGAACAGAGCGACGGCACGAGACAUGCGGAGCUAGUGCUGGACCAAGCCCUGGACCGAGAGCAACAGCCAGAGCUUAGUUUGCUACUCACUGCCCUGGACGGCGGCUCCCCGCCGAGGUCCGGCACUGCGCAAAUCCGCGUCAUCGUCCUCGAUGCCAACGACAACCCUCCCGUUUUCUCCCGGGCCACUUACAAAGCCCAGGUUCUGGAAAACAGCCCCAGAGAUUACCUGGUUGUCACUGUUUCUGCCACCGACUUGGACGAGGGAACGAACGGGGAGAUCUCCUACUCCUUCAGCCAGAAAUCCAGGGAAAGUAGCAAAGAAUUCCGUAUGACCGCAGUCUCAGGGGAAAUUCGGCUGUCAGGGGAACUGGAUUUCGAAAUGAGGGAGACCUAUGAGCUCUACAUUGAGGCAGCAGACGGCGGGGGCCUGUCGGCGCACUGCAAAGUCCUGGUGGAGGUGGUGGAUGUGAACGACAACGCGCCAGAGGUGACCCUGACAUCGCUCAUCAGCCCCAUCCCCGAGGACGCGCCCCCCGAGACGGUGGUGGCCCUGCUCAGCGUCAGGGACCGCGACUCCGGGGACAACGGGAGGGCAGCCUGCUCCAUAGAGGACGCGCUGCCCUUCUCCCUGAAGGCGACGUUCCGGGACUCGUACGCGCUGGUCACGGAGCGGGCGCUGGACCGCGAGAGCGUGUCGGAGUACAACAUCACGAUCGUGGCGCGGGACCAGGGCGCCCCCAGCCUGUCCGCCGAGCAGAGGAUCAGGGUGAGAGUGUCCGACAUCAACGACAACGCGCCCGUGUUCAGCCAGGCGGCCUACACCAUGCACGUGCGGGAGAACACGGCGCCCGGCACGGCGAUCGGCACAGUGCGCGCCGCCGACGCGGACGCGGAGCACAACGCCCGAGUGACCUACUCGCUCGUGCCCGCCGGCGCCGGCGCCGGGGCCCUGCCCGUGCUCGCCUACGUGGCGGUGAACUCGGCGGACGGCAGCGUGUACGCGCUGCGCUCCCUGGACUACGAGCAGACGAGGCAGCUGGAGGUGGGCGUGAGAGCGACGGACGCCGGGUCCCCGGCGCUCAGCUCCGAGGCCGUGCUGCGCGUCGUGGUGCUGGACGAGAACGACAACGCGCCCUUCGUGCUGCACCCGCUGCAGAACAGCACGGCGGCGUGGAGCGAGCUGGUGCCGCGCUCGGCCGAGCCGGGCUACCUGGUGACCAAGGUGGUGGCGGUGGACGCGGACGCGGGGCAGAACGCCUGGCUGUCCUACCAGCUGCUCCGCGCCACGGAGCCGGGGCUCUUCGCCGUGGCGCUGCACAGCGGCGAAGUGAGGACGAGCCGGCCGCUGACGGAGCGCGACACGGUGAAGCACAGGCUUAUUGUGCUCGUCAGGGACAGCGGGGAGUCGCCCCUGUCCUCCUCCGCCACCCUCAACAUCCUGCUCGUGGACGGCUUUUCCGACGCCUACCUGCAGUCCGCUGAUGCCGCCGCCGCCGCCGCCGCCGAAGGGGCCGACACAGGCGCUUUAACCAUGUACCUAACCGUCUCCCUGUGCCUCGUGUCCUUCCUCUUCCUGCUGUCCGUCGUGACAUUUGUCCUGCUCAAGGUGUGCCGGAGGAGAGGGGGCGGGGAGCAGUACACCAGUGCUCCCGGCACGUUGUAUGGCGACGGCAACUUGCCGAGAGACUGGGUGGAUGUGUCGGGGACCGGCACCCUGUCCAGGAGUUACCGAUACGAAGUGUGCUUGAGCACGGGGUCGGGGAGCAGCGAAUUCCGGUUCCUGAGGCCCCUCGUGCCCGCCCCGCCGCAGCAGGGGGGCUGCGUCGUGACGGGCUCCGGGAAGGAACGGGAUCUUCUCACCGACUCUCAUGCGCCCACCGACUUGGAAGGCGCCGACCAGAACAGUACAUCAGUCUUCAGCCACCAAGUGUCCUGCCUGGCCAAGCAGGGUGACUUGAUGUCCAAGGUAGUAGUGAUGGAUGCGGACAUGAAGCAGAAUGCCUCGCUCUCCUACCAUCUACUCAAGACAACAGUUGCAGGUCUCUCACCAUGA